UAGAGUGCACUCAAUACCCAUUUAUUUAAAGUAGGUUCAUUAUCUCCUGAGAUAACACUAGCUAUAACUGCGCCAUUAAAUCAAGACAUCCAUUUCGACCAUAGAAAACAUUCAUGCAACAUGAUCACAUUCAUCCUUGCGCUUAUAAUAACAAUUUUAUGUUUAAUUUUUAUCAUUGGAAGAUACAAUGAAUUCUACUGGAAAAGGAGAAAUGUCGCAUUUUACAAGAAGCAUAAAGUCAUGGGAGUGUUUUGGGAUUUUUUAACGAAGGACAAAGCGAUUUUCGAAAACUUAUGGGAAGUUUACAAGGAGUAUCCCAAUGAACCCGCUAUUGGCCUCGGAUCUAUUUUAACACCUACUUUGUACGUGACUCAUCCAAAGAACGUUCAACAUGUGCUGAUAGCGGAUUUCAACUCAUUUAACCACAGAGGACUGGAUGUUAACAAGGAUGACCUACUAGCAGAUAACAUUCUUUUUAUGGAAGGUAAUCGCUGGAAGCUAAUGCGUCAACAUAGGACUCCCCUUUUCACGACAACAAAACUGAAGUCCAUGUACUACAUCAUUGAUAAGAGUGCAAUCGAUUUUGUUACGCAUUUGAAAGACAAUAGAUUGCUCCUAAAAGGUGACGCUUUCAAUACUAUAUCUUCAUUUUGCUGUGCAGCAAUAGGAGCCGCUGUAUUUGGAGUGGGCACAAAGUCUAUCUUCGAUUCACCCUUCCUUUAUAUGACGCAGAAUGCUUUCAAAUCGUCGUUCAAAUUGAAUCUUAAAUUUUCUAUUGGACAUUUGUGUAAUCCGCUAUAUAAUCUUUUGGGUUUUUCGAUGUUUAAAGGCUUCGAGGAUCUUAUCAUAAAUGCAAUCAAAAGAGUGAUACACGAGCGGGAAGCGGACUAUGUGAAGAGACACGAUUUUGCUGAUGUUUGUGUGUCUUUAAAGAACGCAGGAACUAUGGUGGAUAAGGAUUCAGAUUUAAAAUUGGAACCUACAGACGAACUAUUAGCGGCUCAAGCGUUCUUCUUUUACACAGCAGGCGUGGAACCAAUUGCUACAGUUAUAUUCAAUACGCUCGUGGAAUUGGGGAGACGACCAGAAUAUUUAAGCAAGGUACAUAGUGAGAUUGACGAAGCAUUCAAACUACAUGGCUCAAUGAAUUAUGACGCAAUAACAAGUUUUAAAGUACUGGAUAUGGUAGUUAAUGAAUCGAUGAGAAUUCACACACCAGUGGGCUAUGUGACGAGAAAAUGCGUGAAGGAUACCGUUCUUCCCAUUGGUAAUAUUAAAGUGGAUAAGGGGACUAAGAUUUUCAUACCUAUAUUUGAGCUGCACCACGAUGCUAGAUAUUAUCCCGACCCAGAAGUUUUUGAUCCAGAAAGGUUCUCUCCUGACAAUAAACACAAUAUAGCUGAUAUAACCUACUUGCCAUUUGGGAGGGGCAAUAGAGUAUGUCUUGGAGCGAGAUAUGGUAUACUGCAAUUGAAAGCCGGUUUAGUACAUUUACUGAGAAAUUUCACAGUAAAGACAAUUGUGAUGGAGGAAGGUAUGAAGUACAGUCGACAGCAAUUUCAAGUAAGGCUGAGUAAUUUUGAUCUAGAAUUUAUACCAAGGAGUAAUGCUUGACUUUAGGAAGAAAACUAUUAAAAACAUGGUGUAUAACUUUAUUUACAAAAGUACAAAUAAAUAUGAUAUAUGUGACUGACUUCAAGCUAACAUUGAAUUAUUACUGUUGUAAUAAAAAUAUUGUACAUAUUAAAUGUAUAAAUUACAAUGUAAAAUUUAUAUAAUUGAUAAUUUGUAUUUGUAUGAAAAUAAUUAUUAACUACAUCUAAGACUUAACAAUUACUAAUUUUAUUGAAUUUGAGUUGUGUCGAUAACAUUUAAAUCGAUAUUAUAAUAAAUUGUAAGAAUAAUAUAAUAUCUAAAUAUUGUGCAAAUAAAAAAUAACAUAUCUUUUUGUCAAAAUCAGUGCUAAAUAUACGUAAUAUAAUCGAUGUAUAUAUUUCGCACCGAUUUCGAAUAAGUUAAAAAAUGCACAACAUUUUGUAAAAUUGUCUGAAGUGAAAAAAAA
Zerene cesonia (dogface butterfly) is the source of this 2062-nucleotide messenger RNA. RefSeq names its product cytochrome P450 6k1-like. The transcript has a single exon. Lineage: Eukaryota; Metazoa; Arthropoda; Insecta; Lepidoptera; Pieridae. Bases 121 to 1614 code for a protein of 497 amino acids. Gene Ontology annotation, molecular function: oxidoreductase activity, acting on paired donors, with incorporation or reduction of molecular oxygen; monooxygenase activity; iron ion binding. The record is from RefSeq and is a predicted model, not a curated record.